CCAAUCUCUAGCUAACAGCAAGACGGUCAGACAGUUCAUCUAGGUAGCACGUAGCAGCGACCUUGGCCGACGACGAGCUCUUGAGCUUCGUCCGUUCGUGCGGCGGCUGCGGCGAUGGCGUCCGGGCAGGAGAGCAGGGAGGAGCUGGACCGCAUGGCCCGCGAGGGCGAGACCGUCGUCCCCGGCGGCACCGGCGGCAAGAGCCUAGAGGCCCAGGAGCACCUCGCCGAGGGGCGCAGCCGCGGCGGGCAGACCCGUAGCGAGCAGCUGGUGGGGCACGAGGGCUACAGCGAGAUGGGCAGCAAGGGCGGGCAGACCCGGAAGGAGCAGCUGGGCCACGAGGGGUACAGCGAGAUGGGGCGCAAGGGCGGGCUCAGCACCAUGGAGGAGUCCGGCGGCGAGCGCGCCGCCCGCGAGGGCAUCGACAUCGACGAGUCCAAGUUCAGGACCAAGUCGUCCUAGACGUACGCUUGCCUGCUGAUUGCAGGCAGGGUUAGUGUGUAGUGGUGUUAAAGCAGCCUAGUAGCUAGCUAGUUGAAGAUGACGUGCUCCCUCAGUCUCGUGGAGAGCUGAGGUUGGCACGCGCGUGUCUGAAUAUUGUAGCCAUGUAGGGCGUUCGAGUCGUCGCAGCAUGCACGCAUGGAGGCAGCUCAUGCUCAUGCGUGCUUGCUCUGCUUCAGUUCGUGUCGGUAGUGUUGGUUCGAGGCAGCAGGUCUCUUCAGGCUUUGUCGUCUAGUCUAGCAGCCUGUUGUUGUUCCCAUGUGCGUUGCUCCUCUGCAGCUUGAUGGAGCUAGAUGGUCGUAGUAGCUCAUGGUUUGUCCUCACCUGUGCCUCAAGUUUGCUUAAUUUAGUUGUCUACUAGUUCAUCAGAAUCUUCUUUGCU
Molecule: messenger RNA, 883 nt
Organism: Panicum virgatum (switchgrass)
Lineage: Eukaryota; Viridiplantae; Streptophyta; Magnoliopsida; Poales; Poaceae
Product: late embryogenesis abundant protein B19.3-like
Exons: 2
Coding region: 115-462 (115 amino acids)
Biological process (GO): response to abscisic acid
Cellular component (GO): cytosol
Source: RefSeq, a predicted model, not a curated record